This is a messenger RNA of Paramecium pentaurelia, 1428 nucleotides long. The record is from the annotation of a GenBank genome assembly. Lineage: Eukaryota; Ciliophora; Oligohymenophorea; Peniculida; Parameciidae.
AUGAAAAUAAAUGAAAAUAAUGAUAAGUCAUUUCAUUCAGCUUCAAUUCAAAAAGCAUCUUCAAUGUUAAGUAUGAUUGAAGAAGUAAAUAAUCAAUAAACUCAUAAUAAAUCAUUGAAUGAACCAAAAAUUAAAAAAGUUAUUGAUCCUCAACCUAUAAUAUCUUCAUCAAUCGCAAGAGAAGUGGAAGAAUUGGAAUAGACAUAUAAACGUUAGUAAUUUAAAGGCAUUUAACAAAUAGGGACAAAAAAUUCUUAUAUGAAAUAUAUGGCAUUUUAUUAUUGGAGUUAAUUCUAUCAUCUUUGAGAGGUCCAUUAUAUUUGACAAUACAUAAAAGUCCAAUCAUAAGAACAGCUUGGAGAUAAGGAUUUACUGCUUUAAUUUAUUUACCAAUUAGUAUUUAUGAAUUAAAAAAUAACAAAAAUUUCAUCAUUUCCUUUAAAGGUUAAGAAUUCAAUUUAUUAAUGGCAUCAGUAACAUAAGCAGUAUAAUUUAAUCAUAUAUUUGUAGAUUUUUGCUGUAUCAUUGUCAAUAUCUGUAACUCACACUCAUGUCUCACAUGCUCUUAUGUUUUAUAAUAGUUCAUUGCUAUUUUAUUGUGGAACUAAAAUAUUAAUAAAAUAAAAUUGCCAUAUUUUGGAAUAUUUUGGAUUCGGUGUUGCUUUGGUCUUAUUAAUGGUUAUCUUUACAAAUCAUAGUUAUACAUUUUAUUCCAAAUAAGAUGUUUCAAUAUUGGAUAAAAUAAUAUAUGGAGAUUUAACAGCACUUUUCGGUGGUGGAGUUUCUACUUUAUAUUAGUAAUCUUAUAUUAUAGAUUUAGUGCAAAAUAUUACUCUAAAAUAACCUCAUGUUGUCCAACUUUUACAUUAUUUUCAAUAAUUAGGGCACUAAGUACUGUUGUAUUGAUAAUUAUGACAUAUACAUUUGAUAAUUAGCACAAUUUCUUUGACUUCUUAGAACCUGUUCUCUUUAUACAAAUAUUUUUUAAUGCCUUAUUCACUGGUGUUUUGAUGAAUUAAUUAUAAUCCUAUGUACAAUUAUUUGUUGAUCCUUUAACAUAUAAUUCAGCAAACUUUUUUUAACCACUUUUUGGAAGCAUUUUUUCUUAUUUAUUAGGAUAAGUAUAAACAGAUUAUAUUUUAUUAGGAAUCUUUACCAGGUUCAUUAUCAGUAACUUGUAUGAUUCUUUAUAGCAUUGGUUUAUUAUUUAUAUAAAUUGGAAGAUCUAAGUCUGAAACAGAGGAUCUAAAUCUAGAUAUUGAAUUACGGUAAUUAGAUACUGUUUAUUUUGAAAAUAAUCCUUUACUCUCAAUAUUUUAAUCUAAUUAUAGAGAAAGAGAAGAUUAAAUGAAGAUAUCAUUAUAUAGAAGAUAGACCAUUUAAAGAUAGCAAACAAAAUAAUUUGUUGAUUAUAGUAUGGAUUAAUGA